Messenger RNA from Annulohypoxylon truncatum, 1530 nucleotides. Its product is annotated as DNA repair protein RAD57. The record is from RefSeq and is a predicted model, not a curated record. Gene Ontology annotation, cellular component: replication fork; Rad51C-XRCC3 complex. The transcript has a single exon. Gene Ontology annotation, molecular function: ATP binding; ATP hydrolysis activity; ATP-dependent DNA damage sensor activity. Lineage: Eukaryota; Fungi; Ascomycota; Sordariomycetes; Xylariales; Hypoxylaceae. Gene Ontology annotation, biological process: t-circle formation; resolution of mitotic recombination intermediates; double-strand break repair via synthesis-dependent strand annealing. The coding region runs from base 1 to 1530 and encodes 509 amino acids.
AUGACCGAUCUCUCGCGGAUCCUGCCGGACUUCCCAACCGCCCGGUAUGCGAAUCUGCUACCCACUAUCGAGAGGGAGGGCCUGACCACCGCCGACCUGCUCACUCUCCAGGUCCCGGAUAUCGGCAAACGAACCCAGUUACCGCUUCUCGAUAUUAAACGUUUGUGCGCUGCCGUUCUCGAGGCUCUGCAUCUUGACCUAGGCGUUUCGGACAAGCAGCAACAGCAGCAAAAGCAACCGGAAGGUGAUAAUGGCGGGAAAGGGGCGGAGAAGGAAGCCAGCCCAGGAAUCCUAAAGCGUACCGGCACCGAGCUCCUUGCCGAACCAACCCGCUACAUCAGCACGCUAGACCCGGCCCUGGACCUCGCCCUCGGCGGCGGCGUUCCCGCAGGCUACAUAACCGAGAUCACGGGCGAGAGCGGCGCCGGCAAAACGCAAUUCCUCCUAACCCUGCUCCUCGCCGUGCAACUGCCGCCACCGCACGGCCUCGGGCGUCCCGCGCUCUACAUCUCGACGGAAGCACCGCUCUCGACGCGGCGGCUCUCGCAGCUGCUCGCGCACAACCCGUUCUUCCGGUCUCUCCCUCCCGCCGCGAGGCCGACGCUCGACAACAUCGUCGGCACCGUGACGCCGGACCUCGAGUCGCAGGAGCACAUCCUGAGCUUCCAGGUGCCCGUCGAGGUCGCGCGGCGCGGCGUCGGCCUGCUCGUCCUGGACUCCGUGGCGGCGAAUUUUCGCGCCGAGUACGACCGCGGCGCGGGCUCGGGAAGCGGCGCUAACCUCGCCGCGCGCAGCCACGCGCUCGUGAAUUUGGGCCUGCUCCUGCACGAGCUGGCGCGGAAGCACGGCCUCGCCGUCGUCGUCGCGAACCAGGUCGCGGACCGGUUCUCCGGCUUCUCUGCUUCUAAGGGGAGCAGCGUCGUCGCGCCGACCCCGCGCCACUCGCACCCGCCGUUCUCGCUACCGCGCGUGUCGCAGGAGAGCCCGUUAGCGAAGCGGAGUAAAGGAGGCCCGGUCCACCUCUCCGGCCUCGGACUCGAGCCCCCGAGCAGCAGCAGCGCGACAGACCUCGCGUUGCGGUCCAGCAUGCCGGAGCCGCCGCCAGAAGAGGCGCCCGCGCCCCCCGCGCUGCUGCUCGAUCACCAGCAGCGCUGGUUCACUGGCUGGGGGGACGCGUAUCCCUACGCCUCCUCGUCGCGCCUCGGCGCUUCCGAACACGACCUCAAGACCCCUAGCCUGGGGCUCAUCUGGUCGACGCAGAUCGCCUCGCGCCUCGCGCUGUGGAAGCGCCCCGUGUACGGGCGCAAGGAAGUGAUCGACGACGAGGAGGGGGAGAGCACGACGACGCUGCGGAACUGGAGGCGGUGGAUGAAGGUUGUUUUCGCGCCGCACGUGGCGGGCACGGGACCCGGGUUGGAUGGCGCGGUUGAGUUUGAGGUUACGAUGGGUGGGGUGAGGGCUGUUGAUAAGGAUAGAGGGAAGAAAGGGAAGGGUAAAGGGGAAGUGAAAGGGGAGGAAGAGGAGGUAUGA